Bombyx mori (domestic silkworm) is the source of this 2588-nucleotide messenger RNA. RefSeq names its product glutathione S-transferase sigma 2 (gene GSTs2). Gene Ontology annotation, molecular function: glutathione transferase activity. NCBI's taxonomy places the organism in Eukaryota, Metazoa, Arthropoda, Insecta, Lepidoptera, Bombycidae. The coding region runs from base 163 to 777 and encodes 204 amino acids. The transcript is spliced from 5 exons. The record is from RefSeq and is a predicted model, not a curated record. Gene Ontology annotation, biological process: glutathione metabolic process.
UCCAUUUGGAAAAAUAAAACUACUACUAUCUAUGGACGUAAGUAACCGGUCGCCGGUAUUUGCGUCGGUGUUUAGUUCAGUUAUUUUUUAUUUUCAUUUUUCGUUCCAACGCGGUGCGACGUGCUACCGAACAAUUAUUAAUUAUUGCACAAUAACCCGACAAUGCCGAACGUUAAGUUCUACUAUUUCCCCGUCAAGGCCCUCGGCGAGAGCCAGAGGCUGCUGCUGGCUUACGGCGGCCAGGAGUUCGAAGACAAUCGCAUUUCAUCUGAAAACUGGCCAGAAUUCAAACCUAAGACUCCGUUCGGUCAGAUGCCGGUGCUGGAAAUCGACGGCAAGCAGUACGCUCAGAGCACCGCCAUCUGCAGGUACCUCGGUCGCAAGUACGGGCUCGCCGGGGCCAAUGACGAGGAGGCCUUCGAGAUCGACCAGAACGUGGAGUUCCUGAACGACAUUCGCGCCAGUGCCGCAUCGGUCCACUACGAGAAAGACGAGGCCGUCAAAGCUAAGAAGAAGGCGGAACUGGAGGAGACUAAAUACCCGUUCUUUUUCGAGAAACUCAAUGAGAUACUGACGAAGAACAACGGUCAUAUCGCGCUUGGCAAGUUGACCUGGGGCGACUUUGUGUACGCCGGCAUGUACGACUACCUGAAGGCGAUGCUCCAGAAGCCGGAUCUGGAGCAGAAGUACCCGGCCUUCAGGAAGCCCAUCGAGGCGGUCCUGGCCAUCCCCAAGGUCAAGGCCUACGUCGACGCGGCACCGAGAACAGAACUUUAAAAAUCUAUUUCCGUUCAAACACUAGAUUGGUUCCUUUGUCAACAAAGUAAAAAAAACCGGGAGUACCGUAAAACGGGGUGAAUAGGGAUUGGGAGGUGAAUCGGGAUGAAACCAGGAAAUGUUUCGACGCUCAAUAUUCAUUUUAUAUUCGUUGCAAAAUCUUUCAUUUUUUGUAUUGUAAUAGUAGAAUGUUUGAAAGUUCACAAAGCAACUCUGAAUAUGCAUGACAUUAGAUGCUACCUUUCAAAAUGUCGCAUUUCAAAUUAACUUCUUGUGGUGGUAAUCAUUUUAGUGCUAGAAACUUGCUCUUUUUAUUGAUUUGAUAAUAAUAGAAGACAACUGUGAUUUAUAAACGUUAUUAAGUGUUUGGGCCAUCAUAUAUAUAUUAAAGGUAAGUCCCGGUUGUUACGGGACGUCCCGGGACGUCUCAGGUAUAAAUAAACACGAAAGAGAGGUCAAUUGGUGGGAUGAGAAUAAGUUAAAUUGGGACGAUUUUAAGUAUGAAUAGGUACAGGGUAGGUCUAUAGUAGGGUUGUCUGUGUAGUUAAAACAAUCUUUUUUAAAUAUGUAGGUAAGAAUCUGGUUUAUUCAUGAUGUUUUUGUCUAGAACUUUCAUUUUAUUAUUAAUGCAGUCUUAUUUUAUUGCUUGGCAAAUAUUUAUAUUGUCAGUGACGUACAGAUUUCUAUUUUUAGAUAUGCCACGCGUAUACGUAUCAAAGAGUGCAAAGCCUUAUAAGAAAUAUGAUCCCUUAAUAUUAAAAACAGCAAUAGAAGCCUAUGAAAUUGGGAAUUAGUCUUUAGUUGAAAUAGCUUAGCAAUUUAAUAUAAGUAAGUCGGUUUUGCACAGACAUGUAACAAGAACAAUGAAAUCUCAAGGUGGACAAAAAUGCCUAAGUGAAGAAGCAGAGAAAUACAUAAUACAAUAUAUUAAUAUUUGUUCAUAGUGGAGAUAUCCACUUGAUUCUUAUGACUUACGUAUAAUAAUAAAGGGAUAUUUAGAUCGAAUUAGCAGGAAAAUAAAAAGAUUCACUGAUAACUUACUUGGUGUGAAUUAUAUUGACUUUUUUAAAGCGUAAGUUAUUUAUAUAUUUAUUAUUUAUUGUCAAUGCGCUGUCGAUUUCACCUAUAAUUGAGAUGUAAUCUGUCAUGUACUUUUGUCAGUUUUUCAAUGUUUUGUAUUGAUGAUGACUUUGUUGGUGCAACUAAAUAAAUAAAUUAAUUAAUUAACUAAAACCAAGUAGUGCCAGCCCUAGAAAAAUUCUCUAUUAACACUAAUUUCGUCCCCAUUAACCCCAAUAUCUGUGAAUAGGGAUAUCGCCUAGGUAUUUUUGCUUAAACUGGAAUGCUAAUUGCACAAUUUUAAAUUGGAUAACAAAGAUACGCCUAAGACUCAAUCAUUUUGAUUCUGAUAUAGCAUUAUAUUCAUCAAUAACUACCUUAAAAAUUGUGGGAUUUGCCCUUAUUCACCCCGUUUUACGGAAUGUGUUUGAAUAUAAAUUAGUUUUCAAGAGUAAUUGUUUAAGAUUUAUAUAUUGCACUACGUAACAUAUUCACUUUAUAUUUAAAAGGAAUGUAUAUUUUUAGAUGCAAAUUGUUUGCUUCUUUAUUAUUGUGGAGAGUUACAUGAAAGUGGUUAUUAGAAGCAUUUUUCUUUUAAAACUGUAUAAGUUAGACCCUUUUUUUUCUUAUUUACUCUGAAGGCUUACUAGUGCUACAGACAAAAUCAGAUUUUUAUAUCCACAAAGUAUUAACAUAGAUUAAGUUUUUUCAUUACAAUAUGAUGUACUAAGUAAAUAAAUUUAUAAAUAAAA